Molecule: messenger RNA, 3288 nt
Organism: Prorocentrum cordatum
Lineage: Eukaryota; Dinophyceae; Prorocentrales; Prorocentraceae
Source: the annotation of a GenBank genome assembly
AUGGCCGCAGGCGCGGGGCCGCCCCUCCCCGCGCCGCUCUCGGCCCUCCUGCGGCUGCUGGCGUGGUGCGCCUGCUGCCGGGCGGUCCAGGUCCCACCCGUGCCUGGCCCGCCCGCUCCGCUGCCGGAGGAGGCGGGGCCGGCGGCGGCGCGCGUGGUGCUGGCGCCGCGGGAGGUGGAGGUGGUGCUGGAGCGGCUGGACGCGGAGGCCGAGGCGGACGUCGCUCGGAGGGACGCCGAGCGGAGGCUGGAGCGGCUGGAGCGGCUGGGCGAGGAGGCCGAGGCGGGGCUGCAGCGGGCGUGGGCCCGGGCGGAGCUGGAGCGGCUGGACGCGGAGGCCGAGGCGAGGCUGGAGAGGCUGAGCGCGGGGCCCGGGCUGGGCUCCGAGGCCGCGGACGGGGGGCCUCGGCGGCUCUCCGCGGCGGGCGCCGCCAGGGCCCGGGCGCGCCCCGAGGAGGGCUGGGCCGGAGGGCCGCCGAGCUCGCCAGAGGAGGAGGAAGGAAACGCCACGGAGCCCAUGGGAUCUCCAGAGGAGGCUAUGUAUGAGGUGGAGGAGGAGGAGGUGGAGGAGAAGGACGCCGACAAGGGCCACGCGAGAUUGAUGGCAGGGGCAGUGCAUCUGGUUGGGCCAGGCCAAGGGUCCGACGAGUUGGCAGCGGAGGCGUUCCGCAAGGGUGCGCCGAGCUGGCCGGAGCAGGCCGUGAAUUUAGAAGAGGACGGCCGCGCGACGGCACGGCUGGCUGGCACGAUGGAGGCCGAGGUGUGGACGCGUGAUGGCUCGGCCGGCCAGGAUCGCACCAGCCGGCGAGACGCCGAGGACUCUCCCGUGACGCCGCUGGCAUGCGCCAGCGCCUUCUCCGGCCACGACGCCGUGUGCGGCGGCCUGGCGUGGGCGAGGGGGGCGUGCUCUCUCGCGGUCGCCACCCGGGGCGUCAGCUGCUCCGACUACUGUGGGCAGCAGGGCAGCGAGUGCCUCGCCGCCGCCGACAACGCCGGGAACGGCUGCACGGUGAGCCUGGACCCCCAGGGGCGGAUGCUCCUCAGCAUGCUCGGCGUGGCCCUGUCGCCGAGCUCCAGGCAGUUCCUCAAGCAGACCGACCACGGCGGGCGCCCAGCGUCGUCGUCGAGGAGGAGGAGGAGGAGGGCCCCCCCACGGCAGGGCAACGCCGACCUGCCCGACCACUUCGCUGCCGGUGCGCCGCUCGCCUCCCCCACAGGCGCCCCGGCCGCACCCGCCGCCGACGACUCCCCGUUCGGCGGCGCCGCGCCGAUCGCACCGCGGAGGAGCAGGAGCGCCGGCCCAGCCUCUGGCAGCAUCGCGAGCCUGCAGCGCCCGAGCACGCCAGGGCCAGCGGCGCUGCCAGAGCAGCCCGCGAGCCCGGGGGUCCCCGAGACGCCCGAGGUCGAGGACAACUUGCACCCCGCCGCUGCCGCCAGGACUCCUUGCUGGAAUGUCCCCGAGACGCCCGAAGUCAAGGACAACUUGCACCCCGCCGAUGCCGCCAGUUUUUGGGGUACUCCGUUGGAGAGCCCGCAGCCUUGGAGAACUCAUGGCGGCGCCGCGGCCGCGGCGGCGCUGCUCCAGGCCCACGCGGCGGCGCACGCCAGCGCCGCGGCGGCCGUGGAGGGCUCCCUCGCAGGCGCUCCUCGGCAUGUGCCGGAUUGGUACAUCAACUGGUACCCCGGCUAUUCGAUGGACGUGAUCCGCCACUGGUAUUCUAAGGUCAUGGAGAGGUUCGGCAUGGAUCCGACUUUGCCGCGCGAAGGGCAAAUGACCAAGGUGUCAAUAUGGUUCUCUACAGCCCUACGCCAUAGUCCAUAUUGGAAGGACGGAUUCAGCCGACACUUCGAAAAGAUCAGCACUUUCGAUCCAUACGAUGGCUGGGUUGUUGUUGACGAUCUGCUGACAAACUGGACUGAAAAUGAUCAGUGGAAAGGCUAUCGUGAAAUGCACGAGGUGCUGAUCAAGGGCAGGCCCCACACGUCAUACGUGUAUUGGGUGCUGCUAAACUGCUGUGAGAUGAUUGACCAUCACGGCAUGCAGAAGGGCAGGCUCCAGAUGAAGUGCGUUGAGCUCGUGCCGUGCGAGAGCGCGUUCUGGACUGCGACGCGCAGGUUCGCACCGGCGAGGCACCUGCAGGUAGGCGCGUCCGGAGCUGAGUGGCUCGGGCCGGCGCCACAGGGGCAUGAGGGCGCGGGCAGCGCCAUGAAGAGGCAGCGGACGGGCGAGGUCUCGACCUCCAUGCACCAGCAGGUGCUGAACAUGCUGGGGGAGCACAAGGGCGUGCGCUCGGCGAGGUUCGUCGACGCGCUCGCCUCCCGCCGCCUCGGCGACGGCGCCCGCGAGACGACGGUGGGCGUGCUCAAGGGGGUCUGGCACAAGAUCGGCGCGGUCGGCGGCGGCCCCGCGUGUCGCCAGGAGCCGAUCGACGACCCCGCCGCGCUUAACACGUCCGGGCUCUUCCUGUUCUACGCGCGACAGGUCGAGCAAGGCUGGGCGCGGCGGGUCGCGAGCUCGACGCUGGACGUCGGCGCUGCGUGCUCGUGCCCCGACGGCUGCGCGCGCGCCGGCGGCGACGGCGACGCCGGGGAGUGGCCGCAGGAGCUGUGCCAGGACAUAAAGCGUGACAUUUCUGAUUGCUCGGACUUGUUGGCGAAACGUCCCGGCAGCGAGGAGCUGCAGAACAAUUUGGCCGCAUCCCUGUGCAGUCGCAUGCAAUUGCUGCCAGCGCUUUCAGCGCCAGAUGCGAUCGUCCUCACCGAGUUGCUUAAAGAGAAGUGCACUGUGGGCUCCGUGAAGCGUGCAGUGCUGUCGGCAGUCGAUACCAAGGUCGCCAACAUCGCUACAUCGGCCCCAAGUGGCAUCACCGAUGCUGGUCUAACGGGCAAGGAUUGGAUGGUCCUGGAGGACCACAGAGCCGCGGCUUCGGUUGCGGGUCGCGUCGCGCAGGAGGGUUGCGAGAAGCAGGCGUUCAACGCCUUGGUCAGUAAGGGCACCCGUGCACUGAAGAAGAAGCCUGCUGCAGCGGAUGUUGCAAAGAAGCCAUCGGCGGCCACUCCCGCCCUGAAGACGCCCGCCGCGUCGAAGGCGUCCAAGGGCGAUGCAGUCAACAUCGUGUUUGAGCCAAGUGACCGCCAAUGCACGAUGAAUGCGUUCGCUUCCAGGCGGCGCGGAAGGGCGUUCAGGUGGGCCAAGGCCAACGGCCGCAACGAGAAGCAGUUACUCAUCUUUGCCAAGGAUGCCUACAGGUCGGCAAGCGAGACCUGGAGGAACAAGAAGAAUGCUUGA